CCCCCAGCGAAUCCGAGUCGAUGCCGAGUCCCAAACGGAAUAGGCCCGAACCCACCGUGUUGACUGGGUUGCGUGCUACAGCUCAAACAAACCGAUAUUGUUUUUUCACUUCAAGUCCAUCCGCCAUUGGGACUGCGUUGAACCAUUUGACUCGGCGCUAAAACUCAAAGGACUAUGCAUUUCAGGGAGGGAUGAAAAAAACUAGGACAAGAAGCUGCUCCUGUAACACAGUAGAGUACUAUCGCACAUGGUUAGCCUAUCUUGAUAUGACAAUGGUGUGAAGUGGCCCUAAGGGAAGAAGAACACAACCACUCAAUCCCUCAGGUGUCCCACUGUCCUCUUCAUCGCUCCAUGCCCCACUAAGAAGACAACACAGUGCUCCACUUGUGGAAAGAAGAGUUUUGCACCCUUUUUGCUCUACCGUUUCUUUCUCGCCAUGGGGGGUGCAGUGAGCGCCGGGGAGGACAACGAUGAUCUGAUUGACAACCUGAAGGAGGCGCAGUACAUCCGUACGGGUCGCGUGGAGCAGGCCUUCAGGGCCAUAGACCGCGGGGACUACUACCUGGAUGGCUACAGGGACAAUGCCUACAAGGACCUGGCGUGGAAGCAUGGCAACAUCCACCUGUCUGCCCCCUGUAUCUACUCUGAGGUGAUGGAGGCUCUGAAGCUCCAGCAGGGACUGUCCUUCCUCAACCUGGGCAGUGGGACUGGAUAUCUCAGCACCAUGGUGGGACUCAUAAUAGGUCCAUUUGGUGUGAACCAUGGAGUGGAGCUCCAUACGAAUGUAGUGGAAUAUGCCAAGGAGAAACUAGAUGACUUCAUCAAGAAUAGUGACAGCUUUGAUAAGUUUGAGUUCUGUGAACCCAUCUUCGUGGUGGGCAACUGUCUGGAGAUCUCGUCAGACAGUCAUCAAUACGACCGUAUCUACUGUGGUGCGGGGGUGCAGAAGGAUCAUGAAAAUUACAUGAAAAUCCUGCUCAAAGUUGGGGGUAUUCUAGUGAUGCCUAUAGAGGAUCAGCUGACACAGAUCACCAGGACUGGUCAGUGUUCCUGGGAGAGUAAGAAUAUCCUGGCUGUGUCAUUCGCUCCUCUGGUCCAGCAGAACAGAGCUGAGGGAAGCAAGCCUGAUGCUGUAGAGCUGCCCCCAGUGACGGUCAGGAGCCUUCAGGACCUGUCUCGCAUCUACAUCCGCCGCACCCUCCGAGAUCUGACCAAUGAGGAAAGCCUUGACAACGGCCUGGUGCAGAGGGCGCCCCAGAAACGCAAGCGCAGGCGUUGCCGGCGGCGACGCAUUAACACGUACGUCUUUGUGGGUAACCAGCUGAUCCCCCAAGCCGUGGAGAGCGAGGAGGACGAACGGAUCGAGGAGGAGCAGCACAAGGGGGACCAGGAGCAGCAGGAGGCGCAGGAGAAGGAGCGGCAGCGGGAGGAGGAGAGAGACAUUGGCAGCAUUGAGAUACUAAAGGCAGUGAAUGUGCUGAGAGACAAAAUCAUGACUUUACCUCUGCCUGAAUCGCUGAAGACCUAUCUGUUAUACUACAGAGAAAAAUAAAUGACUGACUGACUGACUACUCAACCUGCUGGUGUCCGUUCUCAUGGAUGCCAUGCCUGCUGAGAUGCUUGUCUUCACUUUCCUGUUUUCUCUUUUUUCAGUACUGAAUGAUGUAGCAUAAUUUUUCUUCAAUAUGAACAUGGAAUGGAGACUAUGAUAUGGUUAUGUUAGUUUUUAUGUUAUCGAUUGUUUUGAAUGUGUAUAUCAAAGCUUUAUUUAAAAGCCUACUGAAUGGAAAAUCCUUUUCAAAUAUGGUAUUUUGAGGAUGUAGAUUUUAUCACAUGUUAAUAUUCCAGCAAAUUGUCAUGAAAUGAAAUUGUACAAAAUAAAUAAAAUGCUACCUAUAUUUGUUAACAAUA
Molecule: messenger RNA, 1911 nt
Organism: Coregonus clupeaformis (lake whitefish)
Lineage: Eukaryota; Metazoa; Chordata; Actinopteri; Salmoniformes; Salmonidae
Product: protein-L-isoaspartate O-methyltransferase domain-containing protein 1
Exons: 8
Coding region: 437-1552 (371 amino acids)
Biological process (GO): protein modification process
Cellular component (GO): cytoplasm
Molecular function (GO): protein-L-isoaspartate (D-aspartate) O-methyltransferase activity
Source: RefSeq, a predicted model, not a curated record